UGUCAAAAACUUCAUUUUUUGUCCUCUUUCUCAUGCUUUUUGUCCCUUUUCUCAUUACCCUAUCUCCUUUUGAUGGUUUUUUGAAUUAUGCUCUCUCUGUUCUUCUAUUGUCGGUCCAUUGCAUUACUAGGCAUUCAAAAUUGGUGCUUUUGACCUUGUUUUUCAACUUUUCAUGGCUUUUUGAAUCAUGUUUUUAUGUUUUGGCUUCUUCCUCGUUUGAUCAUUCCAUUGCAUUAAUGAAUCGGAUGAAAGUCUUUGUCUUUUCUAUUUAGUUUCGGUUUCUAGUCCUUUUCAUUAAUGGGGUUGUGAAUGCCUUUUAUUGAAUGCAUCUGUUAUACAUUUUCUUUCAACAUUUAUGAUCUCCAUUUUGAGGUUGUAUUGAAAUUUCCGUGGCUCUUUCCUUUUACAACUCCAUGCAUGAAAUCAAGUUCUGUUUUCUUCAACGUGCAUUAAAUUGGUUUAAUUACUUCCACGGUUCCACCACAACUUUUAUUCAUCUAUUCUCUUUUAGUUUCACCUCUUCUGAAGGAAGUUUGUUCAUUUUACGUUUUUUGACCCUUUAAUAAUUUAGUUUCUUUUGUUUGUUAAUGAAGAUAAAGGAACUUCACAUGGGGAGGAAAGGGUGGUUUUCUGCAGUGAAGAAAGUUUUCAUUUCUGAUUCUAAAAAGGAACAGAAACAUCAUCAUCAUAAUAGGUCAAACUCAGGCUUAAACUCAAAGUUUGCAUGUUUUGGGGUUCAUCAUCAUGAGGAUCUAGAAAAUGCACCUGAAAGACGACCAAUUGCCGUUGUUCCCUCACUUCCGCCAAGAAAAGAGAUCAAAGUAAGAAGUGAGACAGAGAGGGAGAAUGAACAGAGCAACCAAGCCUUUUCUCUGGUUUUGGCCACUGCUGUGGCUGCAGGGGCUGCUGUUGCUGCUGCUGCAGAGGUUGCUCGUCUCUCAAACACGCCUCGUGCCAAUGGAAAAAUGAAUCGAGAAGCAGCAGCUAUCAAAAUUCAAACAGCAUACCGUGGAUAUUUGGCAAGAAGAUCCUUGCGUGGGUUGAGAGGUUUGGCGAGGUUGAGAUCAUUGGUGCAAGGGCAAUCUGUUCAACGGCAAGCGGCUAGUACCUUACAAAGCAUGCAAACUCUUUCACGGUUGCAGUCUCAGAUUCGUGCGCGGAAGAUCAAAAUGUCUGAGGAGAAUCAAACUCUUCAACGGCAAUUGCAGCAGAAACGGGAGAAGGAGUAUGACAAGUUGCAAUCUACUCAAAUUGGUGAAAAAUGGGAUGAUAGCAUAAAAUCAAAGGAGGAAGUUGAAGCAAAAUUGGUGCAGAGACAAAUAGCAGCUAUGAGAAGAGAGAAGGCUUUGGCUUAUGCAUCAACACAUCAGCAAACGUGGAAGAACUCUUCAAAAUCUGCUGCAAAUGCCACAUUUAUGGAUCCAAACAAUCCCCACUGGGGAUGGAAUUGGCUAGAGAGAUGGAUGGCUGCAAGGCCAUGGGAGGGCCAAAACAUUACAUACCAAAAUAGCCAUGCAUCUACCAAGGUUGCCUCAAGCAACAACAUGUCAGUUGGUGAGAUCACAAAGUUGUAUUCUCUCCGUGAUCAGAACCAAGAUCUUAAAACCUCCCCAGCAAGCCAAAAACCAACCCGUCCUCCCAGCCACAAUUCCCCUUCAACAACAGCUCCAAAGGCUCCACCAUCCACCAAUGGAACAAAGGCAAAGACACCAUCAAGUCCAAAGGGUGGCUCAUGGGGUGGUGAUGGUGAUUCACACAGCAUGUUUAACAAGGUCUCAGAAAACAACCGUAGACACAGCAUUGGUGUCUCUCCAUUGAGAGAUGAUGAGAGCCAUUCAAGCUCAUCAUGCCGCACAACACCAUCAUCAUCCACAAAGAUUGCAAAGCCAAAGCCAUCAUCCACCACCAAAGUGAGAAGUGCAUCAUUUGGUGUGCAAAGAAAUGGAACAACACCUGAAAAACCAGCUUCUUCUGCUCCUCUCAAGAAGAGGCUUUCUUUCCCAGCUUCUUCUUCUAUUUCAGCAGGCUCAAGAAGGCAUUCUAUUUCAACUAGGCCGGGAAAUGUGGCUCCCAACAAGAAUGUUGCUAUUGCUACGAUCCCCGAGGAGAAAGUGAAAGUGAAAAACGGAGGGAGCAGGUAGGGAUGCAACAUGCAUCAUGCAUGCAUGCCAUUGGGUUGUGUGUGUACUUAGAAUAGAAUUAUGAAUGAAGAUGAAUCAAAUAAAAGGUGGUGUCAUUUUUCAUAGUUGUAUCUAUCAACUUUUUCUUCGCAAGCCAUCAUAUUCUUGGUGCCAAAGGGAGGAAGAUAGAAUAAAAUUUGCUGAUCAAGUAAUCAUUUAAUUCCUACAGUUGUCUUCAUAAUCAAUGCAGACAACUUUUUCUUUUACUUCUUAACUUAUUGUAGUAGUGUUGUUUGUCAUGUUACAUAACAGAUGGGUUUUGGGGGGUGAUACUAGUUUCAUGGCAAUAUAUAUUUUUCCAUGUAAACUUGUACUUAAUUCAUUAAGUAUUCUGUUUGUAAAGUAUAUAUCAAUUAUUCAAGUUCUAGACCAUGGUUCCUGGCUGUGAGUCUGUGUGACCAA
This is a messenger RNA of Cajanus cajan (pigeon pea), 2582 nucleotides long. NCBI's taxonomy places the organism in Eukaryota, Viridiplantae, Streptophyta, Magnoliopsida, Fabales, Fabaceae. The record is from RefSeq and is a predicted model, not a curated record.